Molecule: messenger RNA, 810 nt
Organism: Malus domestica (apple)
Lineage: Eukaryota; Viridiplantae; Streptophyta; Magnoliopsida; Rosales; Rosaceae
Product: SKP1-like protein 1A
Biological process (GO): SCF-dependent proteasomal ubiquitin-dependent protein catabolic process
Cellular component (GO): nucleus; cytoplasm
Molecular function (GO): cullin family protein binding
Source: RefSeq, a predicted model, not a curated record
UGCUCACUACGACCACAAACCAAAAGCUUUGGCUUUCUCCCUCUAAACCCCCUUUGAGUUUUCAAAACCGUCGUCGUUUCGAGACCAUCGUUAUCACCGUCACCAUGUCGUCGUCGUCGAAGAUCACCCUGCAGAGCUCCGACGGCGAGUCGUUCGAGGUCGAGGAGGCGGUGGCGCUGGAAUCACAGACCAUUGGGCUCGUGAUCGAGAACGACUGCGCCGACAACUGUAUUCCUUUGCCCAACGUCACCAGCAAGAUCUUGGCCAUGGUCAUCGAGUACUGCAAGAGGCACGUCGACGCCGCCAAGCUCGACGAGAAGAUCUUCGAGGACGAUCUCGAGUCCUGGGAUCAGGCGUUCGUAAAGGUGGACCAGGCUACGCUGUUUGAUCUCAUUAACGCUGCAGCCUACUUGAACAUCAAGAGCCUUUUGGACCUGACAUGCCAGGCAGUUGCAGACAUGAUCAAGGGUAAGACUCCAGAAGAGAUCAGAAAGACCUUCAACAUCAAGGACGAGUUCACCCUGGAGGAAGAGGAGGAAGUUCGUCGUGAGAACCAGUGGGCGUUUGAAUGAAGUUUCUCGGUGAUGGUCUUUUUACUUGGAACCUAGUGCUGGCAUACCUAUCAUGUAUUAUAGUUAAUCAGCUGACUUCUUUAUCAUUCUCUGUUUUUGAGUGCUUUUAUCGGGAGUUGCAAGUCCUUUCAAAUUGGAGAUAAAAGUUGGAUUCUGAUGUUGGUAGUGGUUCUUCUACUACUGUCAAUGCCAUUGCCAGUUUUACUAUUUCUGAAUCAAAAUCUUCUACUUCCAUUAA